This is a messenger RNA of Anolis carolinensis (green anole), 6096 nucleotides long. Its product is annotated as melanocyte-stimulating hormone receptor-like. NCBI's taxonomy places the organism in Eukaryota, Metazoa, Chordata, Lepidosauria, Squamata, Anolidae. Gene Ontology annotation, cellular component: cytoplasm; plasma membrane. Gene Ontology annotation, biological process: regulation of metabolic process; adenylate cyclase-activating G protein-coupled receptor signaling pathway. The transcript has a single exon. The record is from RefSeq and is a predicted model, not a curated record. The coding region runs from base 2159 to 3073 and encodes 304 amino acids. Gene Ontology annotation, molecular function: melanocyte-stimulating hormone receptor activity.
CUUGGUUGUUUGAAGGACCACCUGUGGCCAUCUUACCAAGAAGUUUCUUUGAUGGCUCCACCAUACGUUGGAAUGACAUGAAGACAAAGAACAGAUCAUGUCACCGCUCAGUCUUCUCUCCAAGCUGAGAAAGAUCAUAUCUAGGAUUGGGAUUCAUGUGCUGCUUUGAUGCUUGGUUGUUUGAAGGACCACCUGUGUCCAUCUGAAAUCCUUCCACCACAUGGAACUAUGUCCAGUUCUGGACAAAGACAUUCAAGAAAGAGUUGGACAAGUUGGAAGGUGUCUGGAGAAAUGGUCAAAAGUUUGAAAGCCAUGACUCCCACGGCUUGGUUGUUUGAAGGACCACCUGUGUCUAUCUGAAAUCCUUCCACCGCCUGGAACCAUGUCCAGUUCUGAGCAAAGCCAUUCAAGAAAGAGGUGGACAAGUUGGAAGGUGUCCGGAGAAAUGGUCAAAAGUCUGAAAGCCAUGACUCCCACGGCUUGGUUGUUUGAAGGACCACCUGUGUCUAUCUGAAAUCCUUCCACCGCCUGGAACCAUGUCCAGUUCUGAGCAAAGCCAUUCAAGAAAGAGGUGGACAAGUUGGAAGAUAUCCGGAGAAAUGGUCAAAAGUUUGAAAGCCAUGACUCCCACAGCUUGGUUGUUUGAAGGACCACCUGUGUCUAUCUGAAAUCCUUCCACCGCCUGGAACUAUGUCCAGUUCUGGGCAAAGCCAGUCAAGAAAGAGUUGGACAAGUUGGAAGGUGUCUGGAGAAAUGGUCAAAAGUUUGAAAGCCAUGAUUCCCAAGGCUUGGUUGUUUGAAGGACCACCUGUGUCUAUCUGAAAUCCUUCCACCGCCUGGAACUAUGUCCAGUUCUGGGCAAAGCCAGUCAAGAAAGAGGUGGACAAGUUGGAAGGUGUCUGGAGAAAUGGUCAAAAGUUUGAAAGCCAUGACUCCCAAGACUUGGUUGUUUGAAGGACCACCUGUGUCCAUCUGAAAUCCUUCCACCACCUGGAACUAUGUCCAGUUCUGAGCAAAGCCAGUCAAGAAAGAGGUGGACAAGUUGGAAGGUGUCCGGAGAAAUGGUCAAAAGUUUGAAAGCCAUGACUCCCAAGACUUGGUUGUUUGAAGGACCACCUGUGUUCAUCUGAAAUCCUUCCACCACCUGGAACUAUGUCCAGUUCAGUCAAGAAAAUGUUGGACAAAUUGGAAAGUGUCUGGAGAAAUGAUCAAAGGUCUGAAGACCAUGGCUUCCAAGGCUCAUGGAGUUGAAGGUGUUUGGUAUAGAGAAGAGAAGAGAAUCAAAUGGUCAGAAAAGAGAUUCCUCCUAAACAUUAGGAAGAACUUAAUGAUGGUCAGAGAGGUUUAACAGUGGGACAUGCUUCUGCUGGGAAGUCAGUUGGAUUCCCCUUCUCUGGUGUCAGUGGGGUUGGCCUGGAUGGCCCAUUAGGUCUCUUCCAUUAGGAUAAGAGUGAGUAGGACCUCUCUGGAGCAGAGCCAGCAUGGAGUAGUGCUCCAUGAAGUUCUGAAGUUGAUGUCCAUCUGCUCUGCAUCUAAGACCCAACCGGGGUGGUGCAUAAUGUCCACCACAUCCGCUCGCGUGGCCUUGGCACGUUGGGCAUCACACCACCAAGACAUCAACACAGGGGACAGCUCGCAUAACGUUGCAUAAUGUCUUGGGUCUCUGUCAUGCGGAUCUGCUGAGGGUGGAGCCCAACCGGAAAUUUCCUUAAAAAUAGAGGAGAGAAAGGCUCCUUUCUUUGCCGCGAACGCCUGCUAAUCAAUUACUUUGGGGACAGAGAACAGAUAAAGCCACUCUGUCUUCCGACGUGAAGCCGAGGAGGAGCCGGGAGUUGCUACAAAGAGAGGCUCCGAGACGGAUGCCGGCCCUUCAGGCUCCAAGACUCAAAAGAGUGGAGAAGGAAGGAGGAGAGACGGAGACGAGAGGCCAUCCAACCCAACAAAGACCCAGAAGAGAGAACCUCGGGGUCGUUGCGAGAAAACAGAAGGUCCCGCUUGGCUGAUUCGGCCGAACUAAACUCUCGGAUCUGCGGUGAAAAGUCUCCCUGUUUCAUCUCACCUCCAAUGGAUCCUUGAGAAGACCACAAAGCUAUUUGGAGAAGGAGUUGGAGGACAACAAGGCAUUUCUGUGGAGAUCUUCCACCACAUUGUCCAGAAGAUGUACACGGUCCACAAUGCCACGCUGGCUGGCAACCUAUCCGUCAAUGGGACCGAAGGGGGCAACUGCUCCACCGACAAUCCACUGAUGAUCCCCCACGAAGUCUUCCUGAUCCUGGGUGCCAUCAGCUUCGUGGAGAACCUUCUGGUGGUGGCCGCCAUCGCGAAGAACCACAACCUGCACUCCCCGAUGUACUACUUCAUCUGCUGCCUGGCCAUGUCGGACAUGCUGGUGAGCAUCAGCAACGUGGUGGAGACCUUCUUCAUGCUGCUCAACGACCACGGCCUGUUGUUGUUGGGGAAAUCCACCAUAAAGCACAUGGACAUCAUCAUGGACAUGCUGAUCUGCAGUUCCCUGCUCUCCUCGCUGUCCUUCCUCAGCGUCAUCGCCAUCGACCGCUACAUCACCAUCUUCUACGCCUUGCGCUACCACAACAUCAUGACCUUCCAGCGGGCGCUGGCCCUCAUCCUGUCCAUUUGGGCGGUCUGCUUCGUGGCCAGUAUCGUCUUCAUCCUCAACGACAGCCCGGCGGUGAUCACCUGCCUGGUGGUCUUCUUCGUGGCCGUGGUCACCCUCAUCCUGGCACUCUACACCCACAUGUUCAUCCUGGCCCGCCAUCACGCCCGGCGCAUGUCCCACAUCCCCAAGAAGCAGAACUCCCCACAGAUGUCCAGCAUGAAAGGGGCCAUCACCCUCACCAUCCUCUUGGGGGUCUUCCUGAUCUGCUGGGGGCCCUUCUUCCUCCACCUGACCCUCAUCAUCAUCUGCCCCUUCCGCUGCGCCUGCUACUUCAACUACUUCAGCCUCUACCUCAUCCUCAUCAUCUGCAACUCCGUGGUGGACCCCGUCAUCUACGCCUUCCGGAGCCAGGAGCUCAAGAGGACUUUGAAGGACAUGCUGUUCUUGGUUUGGUAGAAGGAAGGAUGGAGAAAGGUGAGGAAGGAAAGAAGGAAGGGAGGAGAAAGGGAAGGAAACUAUGGAGGAAGGGUUAGAUAUUGGAAAGGGGAUCCCGUUGAGGAGAAGACAACCAGCUUGUUUUCUGUAGGACUCAAUGGAUCCAUGGAUUCAAGAGAUUGAUGGUGGAGUCAAGAGAUUCCACCUAAACAUUGGUGGCUCUCUAUCAAAGCUGGACCUUCUGCCUUUCCUUAGAACCCAAGGAACACAAACUCUCGCAAGUGGAUAUGGACAGACAAGUGGACAGAGAUGGUGGAGAAACCUAAACUUUCCUGGUCAGUAUUCCUUUGCUCUUCCAAUGCCGUGCCCCAGCUCCUUGAGUGGCGUGGCUCGUUGGCUCCUGAAAGCAAUUUUGUUCCACCUAAAAACUAAUCUCAACCCUUGUCAGAGUUCCUCUUUGCUUCUCUUCGCCAUUGGGAAAGGAGGGAAGGUGGAAUGAAGGUAAGACUACAAGAUCACCUUCUUCUCAGUCCCCAAACUUCUAGGGAGCUUUAACAUUAAGCUCCUUCUCCCCUCCAAGACCUUCUCAGUCCCGAAAGUUCUAGAGAACUUCAACAUUGAGCUCCUGCUCCCCUCCAAGACUUUCUCAGUCCCCAAACUUCUAGAGAACUUCAACAUUGAGUUCUUGCUCCCCUCCAAGACCUUCUCCUUCUCAGUCCCCAAACUUCUAGGGAACUUUAACAUUGAGCUCCUGCUCCCCUCCAAGACCACCUUCUUCUCAGUCCCCAAACUUCUAGAGAACUUCAACAUUGAGCUCCUGCUCCCCUCCAAGACCUUCUUCUUCUCAGUCCCCAAACUUCUAGGGAACUUCAACAUUGAGCUCUUGCUCCCCUCCAAGACCUUCUUCUUCUCUGUCUCCAAAGUUCUAGGGAACUUCAACACUGAGCUCCUGCUCCCCUCCAAAACCUUCUUCUUCUCAUUCCCAAACUUCUAGGGAACUGCAACACUGAGCUCCUUCUCCCCUCCAAGACCUUCUCAGUCCCCAAACUUCUAGAGAACUUCAACAUUGAGUUCCUUCUCCCCUCCAAGACCUUCUCAGUCCCCAAACUUCUAGAGAACUUCAACACUGAGCUCCUUCUCCCCUCCAAGACCUUCUCAGUCCCCAAACUUCUAGAGAACUUCAACAUUGAGUUCCUUCUCCCCUCCAAGACCUUCUCAGUCCCCAAACUUCUAGAGAACUUCAACACUGAGCUCCUUCUCCCCUCCAAGACCUUCUCAGUCCCCAAACUUGUAGAGAACUUCAACACUGAGCUCCUUCUCCCCUCCAAGACCUUCUCAGUCCCCAAACUUCUAGAGAACUUCAACAUUGAGUUCCUUUUCCCCUCCAAGACCUUCUCAGUCCCCAAACUUCUAGAGAACUUCAACAUUGAGUUCCUUUUCCCCUCCAAGACCUUCUCAGUCCCCAAACUUCUAGAGAACUUCAACACUGAGCUUUGCAUCCCAGUGUUUCCCAUACACUGAUCUUCCAAGUGUUUUGGACUUCAGCUCCCGGAAUCCCUGUUCAUUGGCCAACACAACUGUGGCUUCUGGGAGCUGAAGUCCAAAACACCUGGAAGGCCAGAAAUUUGGGGAUUUCUAACAUUUUAGAGGUGCCCCCGGUGGUGCAGCCCCUGGUUAAUGUCAGACUUAAUGUCAGGGGAGAAUCUUUAUCUCCUGAAGUGCUUCAGAGAUUAUAUACAGUAGAGUCUCACUUAUCCAAGCCUCGCUUAUCCAAGCUUCUGGAUUAUCCAAGCCAUUUUUGUAGUCAGUGUUUUCAAUAUAUCGUGAUAUUUUGGUGCUAAAUUUGUAAAUACAGUAAUUACAACAUAACAUUACUGCGUAUUGAAGUACUUUUUCUGUCAAAUGUGUUGUAUAACAUGAUGUUUUGGUGCUUAAUUUGUAAAAUCAUAACCUAAUUUGAUGCUGAAUAGGCUUUUCCUUAAGCCCUCCUUAUUAUCCAAGAUAUUCGCUUAUCCAAGCUUCUGCCGGCCCGUUUAGCUUGGAUAAGUGAGACUCUACUGUAUCUGUAAAUUAUAGGAACCAAGCCCAACCCAGUUAGUAAAAACAACUGUUGUUGUUAUUAUAAUCAAAAUCUUCAUUUGGGAGCUCCGAUGACGCAGUAGGUUAAACUGCUGAGGUGCUGAACUGGCUGACGGAAAGGUUGGCUAUUCGAAUCUGCGGAGUGGGGUGAGCUCCCGCUGUUAGCCCCAGCUUCUGCCAACCUGUCAGUUCGAAAACAGGCAAGCAUGAGUAGAUCAAUAGGUACCGCUCAGGCGGGAAGGUAAUGGCACUGAGAAAUGGCAGUGAAAGUGCUAAGAGCCACAGUGGCGAAAUGGGUUAAACCCUUGAGCCAGCUGAACUGCUGACCUGAAGGUUGGGUUGCGGACCUGAAGGUCGCUGUUUGAAUCCGUGAGACGGGGUGAGCUCCCGUCAGUCAGCUCUAGCUUGCGGGGACACGAGAGAAGCCUCCCAGCAGGAUGGUAACACAUCCGGGCAAUGUCCCCUGGGCAACGUCUAUGUAGACGGCCGAUUCUCUCACCCCAGAAGCGAUUUGCAGUAUGUUCUCAUGUCAUUUCUGACAGUGAAAGUGGUAUUAAACUGCAUUGAUUAUAAAGUGUAGAUGCACGCAAAGAGAGCCAGCCAGAAAACAGAUCAAAACCCACGCUCUUUCUUGCUUCCUUGCCUUUUGUGUUCCACUGAGUUUGGAUUGAUGCCGCAUCCAGAACUCUCUGUUUUUCUAAACUGGAUGAUGUGUAGUCAUCCGAAUCGACUUUCCAAUCCUUCCUUAUUGACAAAGGGAAAAUCAGUUGUUGCGGCCAUGAUGCUUUGGGCUCUAUGGAUUGCUUGAGAUGGAAAUGCAGCAAGGACUGACGAUGCAACCCAGUUGCUUUGAAUCUGGGGGUGUAAAUAAAAUAAUGAUGAUGAUAAUAAUAAUAAUGCAUAUGCAUGUAUCAAAGGAUCUUCUGUAUAGAAAUAAUAAUAAUAAUAAAGCUGAGUUUUGUGGA